Messenger RNA from Blastocystis hominis, 252 nucleotides. RefSeq lists its product as hypothetical. The record is from RefSeq and is a predicted model, not a curated record. Lineage: Eukaryota; Bigyra; Opalinata; Blastocystidae. The transcript is spliced from 2 exons. Gene Ontology annotation, molecular function: RNA binding. Gene Ontology annotation, cellular component: nucleus. Gene Ontology annotation, biological process: rRNA processing. The coding region runs from base 1 to 252 and encodes 83 amino acids.
AUGAUCGACGAAACGGGGGAGAAGAAGCGAGAAGACUUCGAUAUGGUGGAGAUGAAGCAGAGUUUGAAGAAGAAGGGAAAGAAGCGAGCGACGAAGGAGGACGAUUUUGAAAUCGAUUUGAACGAUAAUCGGUUUGAAGCCUUGGUGAAGAACGACGAUUUCGGAAUUGAUGUGACCAAUCCCGCGUUUGUGAAGACCAAGCAGAUGGAGAAGCUGGUGAAUGAGGUGACCAAGCGACGGAGAAAGGAAUAG